AUGUCGCACGCCGAGCAACUACAGACACUGCAAGCCAUCUUCCCAGAUUGGGACGAGCAAGACCUCCAAUUCACCCUUUCCGACGCCAAGGGCAACGUCGAAGAUGCCGUCCUCAUGAUCUCUGAAGGUCGCGCCCAACAAUUCACAACAGCUAGCAAGAAGAAGGCCGCCAAGCCAAAGGACAAGGUCCUCUCUAGCAGAAACGCAGACACUGGAGGCUGGGGCGAUGCUACCGUAGAGACCGGUUUCGGCAAGCCUUCAAGGGGCGGUAGGGGAGGUAGCAGGGGCGGGCGUGGUGGACGCGGUAGUGAACCCAUUCGUGGUGGCCGUGGUGGUGCUCGAGGAGGACGUGGUGGUGCCCGAGGCGGCCGAGGUGAUUUCUCCAAUACCGAUGGAGCCGCCCCUGCCUGGGGAUCUUCCAACAACGCUGGAGGCGAGUCAUCUACCACCCCCGGUGGAUGGGGCGAAGCUGCUGCUGCCGAGCCUGUCAAGGCCGACGAAGGAGCUGGAGGCUGGGGCGCCGAGCCUGAGGCUCAACCUUGGGACGAAGCUCCCAAGCAAGCCGACGCUGUGCCGGGACAGAGCAAGGGCGACGACUUUGCGAGCUCUGGUGGAUGGGGCGAUGCCCCGGCGGCCAAGGAGGUUGAGAGCGCGGCCAAUUCGAAUGGAAAUGCAUGGCAGGCAGAGAUUGACAAGCCUGUGCCGGUCGCUCAGCCCUCAGCACCUGUGGCCAAGCCAAAGCUGACCUGGGCCCAAAUCGCAAAGCCCGCUGAGAAGCCCAAGCCUGUCCCUCCUCCCGCUCCUGUCGCCCCCGAGCCCCAACCCGAACCCGAGGCCGAGGCCACAAUCACCUCUGAUGAACCUGUCGCUCAGGACGAAGUCGCUGUCACCCCCGAAGCCCUCCAAGACACCACUCCCGAGCCUGUUGGCGCCCUCGGCGAUGCGCCUGCCCAAGACGAAGUAGAAGCUGAGGCUGAAACGGCUGGUGCAUCUACCGAGGCGCCCGCCGAGGAGCAGCCCCAAGAGUUGUUGCCCGAAGAGACCGCUCCUGCUCAGGCAGACAAGUGGGAGACCGAUCCCGCCAUUGCUGGUUCUGGUACUCAAAAUUGGGCGGAAGAGCAAUCCACUGCCGCCCCUGAGCCCCCUACCACCUACCAGGGUCCUCCCGGUUUCAGCACUGUCGCUUCCAAGGCUGCUCCCGGCGUCCAAGCUGGCCUCAGGUCAAACUCCCGUGCCGCUCAGCGAUACAAGGAGGCCGAGGGUCAGGGUGUCGUGCUCCCUGCCAGUGUUGGCGGCGUUGCUGGUGUCGAGAUGCAAUUCGGUAGCUUGAGCUUUGGUGGCCUCAAUGGCGAUGGUGUGGACUCUCCUGCGCCGGAACCCAAGCAAGAGGCUCCCCAACAAGCUGCCCCUAUUCAGGCUCAGCCCGCUGCUUCUCCCGUCGCCCACACUCAACCUCCCGCUCCCACCCAGCAACAAGCCCCUGCGUCCACCGCUUCUCAACCUCCCGCUCCCCUCUACCAACAGCAACAGCCCGGCUACUCUGCUGCCCCCACACCCCACCAGACCCUCCAACAGCAGAUGCAAAACUACCAAUACCUCCAGCAACAACAGGCUCCUGCCCCUGUCCACUCUGCUACCCCCGAACAACACGCGGUGCAGCAGCAGCAACAGGCUCAGAACCAAUUCUACCGAGGGCAGGACUACUACAGCCCGAUCGGCUCUCACGGAGAGCAGGCCCAGCAGCAGCAACAGGCCGCUGCCCCUCAACCCCAGCCUCAGGCUUCCAACAGCCCUUACGAGCCGUUCGGUGCUUUCGGUCAGCAAUCUAGAUUCUUGGGUCAACAGGCCAACCAGCACGUCGCCCAGGGUUCUGAUUCCUACGGCGCUGCUCAGAGACAAUCGUUCGACUCUUAUGGCGCAUCUGGCUACCCUCGACCUCCAGUGGAAGAGCCCAAGCCUGCUGCUACUCCUUCUCACCCUACUGCUGGGCAGCUGCCUCACCAACAGAGUGGUUACUACUCUGGCAUGGGCAACAUGGGCUACUACCAGCAGGGUCCUUACAACCCUUACUACCAAUACGGCCAAGCCCCUCAAGCCGGUUUCCAGCAAUACUACCCUAUCGCCGGCCGAGGUGUCUACGGCCAACCCGCUCCUCAGCCUGCCCCCGCUCCUAUCCCUGCCAAGCCCCAGGCGACUCAGUCUCCCUACGGCGGCCCCUCCCCUUACCCCGCUUUCAACUCUGAAGACUCUGCCUUCGGUGGUCUCGGUCGAUACGAAGCCAAGCCCGCUGGCGCUGCCCAGCCCAACGCCGCUGCUCAGACUCCUGCUCAGUCCGGUUCUGCCCUCGGUGGCUCUUAUGGCUCCCAGGGCUUGCACGGUUUCUUGGGCAUGAACAACACCCAAGCCGGUGCUGCUCGUCCCCAGGGCGCCCCUGAAGACAGCAAGUACGGCGGUGCGUCCUCCAACCAGGUCGGCACCCCCAACGUGUCUGCCGCCAACCCCUCCGCGCCCAACUCUGGUAUCGCUGCUCAGCAGGCUCAGGCUGCUGCUCAAGCUCAGGCUAUUCAGCAACAGCAGCAGCAGCAACGAGGCCCCUCUGCCGCUGGCCAACAGCAACACCAGCCCCAGCAGGGUGGCUUUGGAAGCUACCCUUACGGUGGCGGCUACGGUGGUCAGGACUGGGGACAGUACGGCGGGCACUAUGCCGGUAGGGGUGGCUACAGUCAGUGGCAGCAGUAG
This is a messenger RNA of Cryptococcus wingfieldii CBS 7118, 2739 nucleotides long. RefSeq lists its product as hypothetical. NCBI's taxonomy places the organism in Eukaryota, Fungi, Basidiomycota, Tremellomycetes, Tremellales, Cryptococcaceae. The record is from RefSeq and is a predicted model, not a curated record. Gene Ontology annotation, cellular component: cytoplasm; nucleus. The coding region runs from base 1 to 2739 and encodes 912 amino acids. The transcript is spliced from 6 exons. Gene Ontology annotation, molecular function: ubiquitin binding.